CCUAAAUAUAUUUGAUCCAUCUUUUCUGUAAAGUCACAUAUAGUGUCAGGUAUGACAUCAUUGCUCGUAAUCGAACAAUCCACACCCGGAAGCCUUUAUUUAUUACGCUUUACAGGAGCAGCAUACACGGUAGUGUCCCAACAUGGGUGGUAUUUCUAAAAGAGAUAACCUGAUCGUGACACCCACAGGGUGAGCUCCACUUCGGCGGAAGUGUACAGGUUGCUAGGCGACGCCAGAAGUCCUCGUCGAUGUGAAGCCGACACACACGGUCGGGUGGACGCGUUUUAUAACCAUAACGUUAACAUCAACGACAACACUGAACGAAAAUGCCGUUCAGCGCCGACGCGAUGAAACCUCCGCUGCAUGUCCAAAUAACGGAGAUGCAGCGAAAAAUCCAACUCCUGGAGGGCGACAGAACUGCAUCCUAUGAGAGCUCCCAGUCCACCAUCAAGAAGAACAGAGAGUCCAUCCGCCAGCUGAGGCAGGAGAACAAGGGGCUCUGCAGGAAAAUGGCAGAAGCUAAUGCUGGGGAUGAAAACAUCAUCAAAGUGGCCUUUCAUAACAGAGGGCUGGAGAAGGAUGCCUACCGCAACAUGUCAGGGAAGGCAGCUCUGACAACACUCGACCAGCGGGUGCUGUCCAAGAUGAAGCGCCUCAAUGCCAUAAAACACACCACCCAGACCCACCAGCGUCACCUCAACGAGCUGAAGACGGAAUAUCAGAGAAUGAAACCAGAGGGCAGCAGUGGAGCACCGUCUGCCGAUGCUCGCACUCGGAAAAAGGAGGAAGAUGCCAUGAACCUCCGGGCGCUGGAGAACAGUCUGGAGAAGACCCAGUUUAAAUGCAAGGAGGCCGAGAACAUCAUGAUUAACUAUCAGAAACUCAAAAGUAAUCUGCAGGAGGAGAGUCUCACUUUCCAGAGCCAGUUGGACAGUCUGGAGGCAGACAUCCUGAAGCACAGAGAGGAGCUUCACAACAUGCAGGUUAUGAACACCAACGCCCAACUCUCUAAAGAAGAUGCUAAGGUUGACUUACAGCAGCAGGAAGAAUUGCUCUACAAGGAGAGCAAAGAGAGAGAGCGCAUUAUAGCAAGCUACAGGAAGAAGGUCGAGGAGCGCAAGGCCCAGGCUGAAAAAAUUGAUAGAAGGGCUCAGAGAACAACUAUUCAGCCAGAUGAGCUGAGCAGUGAAGCCCAACGCAGCACCCCCAGGAUAGGGGGGGAGGAGGAAAAGGUUAUCUCCACUUUUGAGGAGGCCUUCCGACAAAUCAAGGAGGCCACCGGGGUCACCGAUAUACAGGAGAUAGUGGAGCGCUUUAUCUCACAGAAGGAGACACACCAACAUCUGGAGAAGCUGAAGGGAGAGAAUGUGCAGGCGCUGCAGCAGCUGAAAGAGCAGAAGGAGCUCCUGAACCAACAGUUCCAGCAUAUGAAAUAUUCUGGAGAGGCUAAACUCUCCAGUGACCAACAGAUGCUGGAAGAGUGUGAGAUGCUACUGCAGACUCAACAGCAGAGGUGUGAUGAAGGCAAAGAGUGCCUGGAGUGGCUUGUUAAAGCCCUCGGUACCGUCCGAGCCGGAGUGGAACACCUCGCAGACAAACUUCAACACAUCACACUGAGCGACAACACAGUGGCGGAAGUGUCUCCAGACUCAGAUGAGUUAGUGUUGGAGCUGAUGACCCAGUGUGAGCUGAGGUUGCUGUUACUGCACGGGGAGCUUAAGGGGAAGGAUUUGGCUGCUACUCUGAAGGAGAUGGAGGAAGAGGAGUUCUUUGUGCGGAUUGAAGGGAAACUGCCAGCUUACAACACGCGUGUCAAGCUAUCUGAGGUUCAAAGAUUGGACCUCUUCAAUGACGGUUUGGAGACACUCACACUCACACACACACAUCCCCACACACACACGCACACACACACACACACACACACCCACACACACUCACACUCAGUCACUCACACUCACACACAGUCUAAACUGUCACUGUUGUUUUGUGUCUCAGAGGAUGACAGUGAAGAGGACGAGGCUGACAUCGUAUCGCGUGAGGCACUGAAGCGUCAGUCUCAGCUGAUCAUCGACUCCAGGUCCAAGAAAAAGCCCUGGAAGAAGAAGAAGGGCAAGUUCUGAGCCGACAGCAUCGUCUCAAGACUCAAAGAAAAAGAAAGAACCAUCCCAUAUUUAAAUUGCUUUUUAAGACUAGAAAAAUGACCACAACUCUUAGAUUAUUUUUAUCAAUAGAUAUGUUUUUUUAUAUUUGUUGUAUCAAUGUUUGUGUUUUGGUGUCAAUGAUGCACUCGUUUCUCUGCCUCUUUUUCACUAAUCAGAAUUUCACCCUCUACCUCAUGCUAUAAUAAUAAUAACAAUAAUAAAUAAAAUAAUAAAAACAA
Cyclopterus lumpus (lumpfish) is the source of this 2380-nucleotide messenger RNA. RefSeq names its product coiled-coil domain containing 151 (gene ccdc151). Gene Ontology annotation, cellular component: cilium. Gene Ontology annotation, biological process: cilium movement; outer dynein arm assembly. The record is from RefSeq and is a predicted model, not a curated record. Bases 327 to 2120 code for a protein of 597 amino acids. The transcript is spliced from 12 exons. NCBI's taxonomy places the organism in Eukaryota, Metazoa, Chordata, Actinopteri, Perciformes, Cyclopteridae.